AUGCUGGAUCUGUACACUGUUCUGCUUGGACUUCUGAUCCUCUUGCCCCUCUUGGGAAACCUUUUCUUCCCCUACGUUUGGCUGGACCUGGAGCUGUUCUUCCGCACCUUAUACCAGGGAUACAAGUGGGAGAGGCGCCUCCAGCGCAAGCCACCCUUCACCAUGGUGGACAUGUUUUUAGCCCAAGUCCAGAAACACCCUCAAAAGCCCCUGAUUCUCUUUGGGGAUGAGGUCUAUACCUACCGAGACAUCGACCGGCUCAGCAACCAGGUGGCCCGAGUCUUUCGGGGCCCGGUGGGGCUGAAAGGAGGGGAAUCGGUGGCAGUUUUCAUGAUGAACAGCCCUGCCUAUGUCUGGGUCUGGCUGGGCCUGGCAAAGAUCGGCUGUGGCAUAGCGUGUAUCAACUAUAAUGUCCGAUCCAAGGUUCUGUUGCAUGCCCUCAGCUCCUGUGACUCCAAGGUGCUCCUGACAACUCCAGACUUCAAAACGGCCAUUAUGGAUGUCCUGCCCAGCCUCAGGAAGGAAGGGGUACAGGUUUUCUAUCUGAGCGACGACUCCCCCACUGAGGGCGUGGAAGCCUUGCUGGGACAGAUAAAAUCCAGCUCCGCUGAGCCCGUGCCGCUUUCCUUCCGAGAGGGCGACACCUCCAAAUCUGCAGCCAUGUAUAUUUUCACCUCUGGUACCACAGGGCUUCCCAAAGCUGCCAUCAUCAACCACAGAAGGCUGGUGCGUAUGUCCAGCGUCUUUCACCUGUGUGGGAUCUCUUCCAAGGACAUUGUCUACACCGCACUCCCGUUGUACCACACAGCCGGGCUUCUCGUUGGGAUCGGAGGGUGCUUGGAGGUUGGCUGCACGUGUGUUUUGAAGUCCAAGUUCUCUGUUUCCCAGUUCUGGGAUGACUGCAGGCAAUACCGUGUCUCUGUGAUCCAGUACGUGGGAGAAAUAAUGCGCUACCUGUGUCAUGCACCAGAGAAGCCGAACGACCGUGAGCAUGGUGUACAGAAAGCACUGGGCAAUGGCAUACGGGUGGAGGUCUGGAAGGAGUUCCUACGCCGAUUUGGACCCGUCCAGAUCUGUGAGGUCUAUGGAGCCACAGAGGCAAACGUUGGAUUCAUUAAUUACACAGGGAAAGUUGGAGCCGUGGGAAGGGACAACUUCUUAAUCAAGAAAAUCACUCCUUUUGAACUUGUUCAGUAUGACCCUGACACAGGUGAGCCUGUGAGGGACGAGAAAGGCUACUGCAUCCCCGUAGCCCCAGGUGAGACGGGUUUGCUGGUGGGCAAGAUUACAAACACCAACCAAUUUGUUGGCUACGCGGGGGACCUCCAGAAGACAGAGAAGAAGAUUCUCCGGGAUGUCCGGAAGAAAGGGGACUGUUAUUUCAACAGUGGAGACCUCCUGAUGAUAGACCGUGAAGGCUUUGUGUAUUUCCAGGAUCGGGUGGGAGAUACUUUUCGCUGGAAAGGGGAAAACGUAGCCACUACAGAGGUUGAGAAAAUCCUGAUAACACUGAAGUUUAUUCAAGAAGUCAACGUAUAUGGUGUGCCGGUGCCAGGCCAUGAAGGAAAGAUCGGAAUGGCAGCAAUCCAGCUAAAGGAGGGGCUGCCUUUUGAUGAAGAGGAGAUGUACAGACAUGCCAAGGAUUACCUGCCAAACUACGCCAUCCCACACUUCAUCCGCAUCCAGAAAGCCCUGGAGAUCACAGGAACUUUCAAACACGUCAAAGGCCAACUAGUAAAGGAAGGGUUCGAUCCUGCAGCCAUUCGUGACCCCCUCUUCUUCCUGGAUGUGGCCGAGAAACACUACGUGCCUAUGACUCAGGAGAUCUAUAACUCCAUCGCAGAGAAGAGGCGGAGGUUGUGA
Euleptes europaea (tarantolino) is the source of this 1863-nucleotide messenger RNA. RefSeq names its product solute carrier family 27 member 5 (gene SLC27A5). Bases 1 to 1863 code for a protein of 620 amino acids. Gene Ontology annotation, molecular function: long-chain fatty acid transmembrane transporter activity; long-chain fatty acid-CoA ligase activity. Gene Ontology annotation, cellular component: endoplasmic reticulum. The record is from RefSeq and is a predicted model, not a curated record. The transcript has 10 exons. NCBI's taxonomy places the organism in Eukaryota, Metazoa, Chordata, Lepidosauria, Squamata, Sphaerodactylidae.